Messenger RNA from Microtus oregoni (creeping vole), 393 nucleotides. RefSeq names its product ubiquitin-conjugating enzyme E2 L3-like. The transcript has a single exon. Gene Ontology annotation, molecular function: ubiquitin conjugating enzyme activity. The record is from RefSeq and is a predicted model, not a curated record. Gene Ontology annotation, cellular component: nucleus. NCBI's taxonomy places the organism in Eukaryota, Metazoa, Chordata, Mammalia, Rodentia, Cricetidae. Bases 1 to 393 code for a protein of 130 amino acids. Gene Ontology annotation, biological process: protein polyubiquitination; ubiquitin-dependent protein catabolic process.
AUGGCGGCCAGCAGGAGGCUGAUGAAGGAGCUUGAAGAGAUCCACAAAUGUAGAACGAGGAACUUCCAUAACAUCCAGGUUGAUGAAGCUAAUUUAUUGACUUGGCAAGGCCUUAUUGUUCCUGACAACCCUUUAUACGACAAGGGGGCCUUCAGAAUUGAAAUCCACUUUCCAGCAGAGUGUCCAUUUAAAACCAAGAUCUACCACCCUAACGUUGAUGAGAAGGGGCAGGUCUGUCUGCCGGUAAUUAGUGCUGAAAACCGGAAGACAGCCACCAAAGCCGACCAAGUAAUCCAGUCCCUCAUAGCACUGGUGAAAGAUCCCCAGCCUGAGCACCCACCCCGGGCUGACCUAGCUGAAGAAUACUCUAAGGACCGUAAAAAAAUUCUGUAA